This is a messenger RNA of Trichosurus vulpecula (common brushtail), 513 nucleotides long. Its product is annotated as ATP synthase subunit delta, mitochondrial-like. The record is from RefSeq and is a predicted model, not a curated record. Gene Ontology annotation, molecular function: proton-transporting ATP synthase activity, rotational mechanism. Gene Ontology annotation, biological process: proton motive force-driven ATP synthesis. The transcript has a single exon. NCBI's taxonomy places the organism in Eukaryota, Metazoa, Chordata, Mammalia, Diprotodontia, Phalangeridae. Bases 1 to 513 code for a protein of 170 amino acids.
AUGCUGCGCACCACCCUGCUCCUCUGCUGCCACCCGCUCCUGCUGAGCCAAGCUCUGGUCCCCACCCCUGCAGACACUCUGGCCCACACCUAUGCUGAGGCCAUCCCCAGCCAGAUGUCCUUCACCUUCACCUCCCCGACGAAGGUGUAUUUCAAUGAAGCCAAUGUGAAACAGGUGGAUGUCCCAACCCAGAGUGGGGUCUUUGGGAUCCUCACUGCCCACAUCCCCAUGCUGCAAGCAUUGAAGCAUGGCAUGGUGGCUGCACACGCCAAGGAUGGCACUGCCACCAAACAUUUUGUGAGCAGUGGUUCUGUUACAGUGAAUGCCUAUUCCUCAGGGAAGCUGCUGGCAGAAGAAGCUGUGGCUCUGGACAUGCUGGACCUGGUGGCCACCAGAUCUAACAUGGAAAAGGGGCACUCAGACCUGUCAGGGGCAUCAGACGAGGCAGCCUGGGCCAAAGUUCAGAUCCAGAUAGAAGCCAAUGAAGCUAUCGUGAAAGCACUGGAGUCAUGA